Molecule: messenger RNA, 2192 nt
Organism: Theobroma cacao (cacao)
Lineage: Eukaryota; Viridiplantae; Streptophyta; Magnoliopsida; Malvales; Malvaceae
Product: BTB/POZ domain-containing protein At5g60050-like
Molecular function (GO): protein binding
Source: RefSeq, a predicted model, not a curated record
CAUCAACAUUUGCCUCUUAACACUCUUUUGCACUGCUUUACAGGGCCACAUCGUCUCCGUCGAAUUACAGAUCCAAAGCCUUCCACUUCUUGGAUUCUUUCUCUCUCUACUUUCCCAAGAUAAUUCAGCUUUCCCUCUCGACUUUCCCAGAAAAGAAGAAGAAGAAGAAGAAGCUUUUCCUCUUCUCUCUCUAUCUUUCUUCUUAUUUGCAAGAAAAUACCACUUCAUUCACAGGAUUGCCGUCUUGCCAAGAAAUCAAUUCUAAUAUCUUGAUUCUAAGAAAUACCCAGGUUUUUUUUUUUGAUAUUCUUUUCAAAGAAAGCUUCUUUUUUUAAAUCAAUGGCAUCAAGCUAGUUCUUUUCUUUUUGAAUCCAAGCAAAACCCAGUAUUUGUUUGUUGAUAUUCUAUAUAGGAAAAGCCUUCUUUUUGUUUGCUUUUGUUUCUCAUGGCUUCAAGGGAAGUAUCAACGAUGAUAAAACAAGGCUUUAUUUCGGACCCAACAUUUUCUUUAUCUUUCUCUCCAUCAAGAACAACUCCCACAACAACUCUCUCAAGACUAUACUCUCCUUCCUCUCCUCCUCCGCCUCCUCCUCCUCCUCCAACUGUUUCAACUCGCCCGAAUCACAACCCCACCCUGUUUGAAAUGAUGUCUGAGGAACACCUCCGUGACUCCAAAACCAUCGAAGAAUCUCGCAGAAAGACUAACCGAGUUGCUAAAUUCCUCACUGAACUCAAAAUUUGUAGCUUUAACAGCUGGGGGUUGGGAUCAGGUGAUGUGAGGCUCACAGUAGUCUCUAGAGAUGGCUAUAGAGUGUCAAUGGAUGUGCACAGAAGAGUUUUGUCUGAGAAAAGUAGGUUCUUUGCUGAGAAGUUGAGUCAAGGAAGAGAAAAAGGAGUUUCUCAUACAGUGGAAAUCAGUGAAUGUGAUGAUGUGGAGGUUUAUGUGGAAACGGUGGUUUUGAUGUAUUGUGAUGAUUUAAAGAAGAGGUUGAUUGGUGAAGAUGUUAACAAAGUCUUGGCUUUGCUUAAGGUCUCUGCGGCCAUUAUGUUUGAUGCAGGAAUUAGCUCUUGCUUGGAGUAUUUGGAAGCUGUCCCAUGGUCUGAGGAGGAAGAGGAGAAAGUCAUAUCUCAUCUCAGCCAACUUGAGCUUCAUAGCUCAAUGACUGAGGUUCUUCAGAGAGUAUCAUCUGAACCAUCUACUUCUGCAAGAGCUGAUGACAUCUUCUUGCAGCUACUUAGUGGUGUUCUUCAAGCCAAGGAUGAUAAAGCGCGUCGAGAAAUGAAAACUCUUAUUUCACAGUUACUUAGAGAAGAUUCAUUUGAUGAUGACCAUCGGCUUGAUGUCUCCAAAGAGACCCUUUAUCAUCUCUGUCACAGAUGUCUUAGUUCUCUUGUCCUCUGCUUAUCUGAAGCUACAGGCAUGGACAAUAGCAGGCGAGAUCGAGGGGUUUUAAUGGCUGAAAUAGCUCGAGAAGCUGACAAUUUGCAGUGGAUUGUUGAUAUCCUAAUUGACAAAAGAAUGGCGAAUGACUUUGUGAAAUUAUGGGCAGACCAGAGGGAACUUGCAGCCCUUCAUUCAAAGAUUCCCAUUAUGUACCGGCAUGAAAUCAGCAGAAUCACUGCUCAACUAUGUAUCGCAAUUGGUAGAGGAAACAUCUUGGUGCCGAAAGAUAGCCGGUUCUCUUUGCUGUCCACAUGGUUGGAAGCUCUUUAUGAAGACUUUGGAUGGAUGAGAAGGGCUUCUAGAUCUGUAGAUAAGAAACUAGUGGAGGAUGGACUAAGCAAGACAAUUCUUACCCUUUCUUUGAGGCAACAGCAGGUUAUCUUGCUCAGUUGGUUUGAUCGGUUUCUCAAUAAAGGGGAUGACUGUCCCAAUAUCCAGACAGCAUUUGAAGUUUGGUGGAGAAGAGCUUUCAUCAGACAGUACACUGAUGUGCAGGAUAGUUCCCAGUUGCAAAUAACUGUUUGCAGUUAUCCAACCUGAAAGCUAUGCCAAUAAAAGUUAAAGCCAAGUAUGUAUAUACAAAGUGACAUUCUUUUGUAAUUUGUCAGCUCAUCUCCAUACUUUUGAUUUCCUUCAGUCCACAUGAAAAUUGUUGUUCUUUUUCUGAAGCUUUUAUCUUCUAUAGCUGGGGCCAGAGGUCAUGUAUGGUAAGAACAUUGGUGUAUGGAAAUGAAAACGGUUUGACUCA